AAGAAAGAAAGGAAACGUUAAUGUUGUCUAACUGGCAGUAUUUAUUUAUUUUUUUCAUCUCUUCAGUGUCUGAUCUGAGUGAUUUUCACAUUGGAUCGCCCCCUGUUGGCAGCUUUGGCGCGAUGACAUGCUGGGUAGAGCUUCAAAUGACUGAAAUUUACUGUGGGUGUUUACUAAGUGAAGUUUGUGGGAGUGUCUGGAGCUGAGUUUCUGUUUCAUUUCCUAUGCAGCAUAGGUAUGAAUGCAAGAGCUUAAACAAAAGCUGCUCAGAGAAUUCAGGUGUUUUUUCAUUUAUUUGGAAAUACUGAAUGGAGAGAAAAAGAACUCGCUCAGGACUCUUUUCAGAGGAAGAACAAGAUAGGGACAGGCGAUCUAGCCAAAGGUUUACAAAGAGAAUCAGAUAUAAUGAAGAUGACUAUGAAUAUGUGGAGGAGGAAGAAGAGGAGGAAGUGCAGGAGGAUAAUGAGCAGCCAGGCCCAUCCACCCAGUACACCCCCACCUACACGACACAAGAAAAAAGAUUCUUGCCUGUAACCUGUGGAACUAAAAAGGGCAUCAUGGAUGUCAACAAGCUGAGCAGAGGUGAAGAGUGUAUUGAGUCUGAGGGUGGUCAGUUUGCUCCGCCUGCCUUUGAGGACUUUGGGGGGAAAGGCCCAAGUAAAAAAUGGAAAACAAGUAUUUUCCUUGGAAAUAAGCCUCUGCAGUUUUGGUUUGAGCAAGGUUUCUUAACCACUAAGGGAUAUAAAAAGAGAGGAAAUGAGACUGCAAAGCGUAGGCGAAUCCUGUCAUCAGAUAGUGAAUCAGAGAGCUCUUCUGAAGAGUCAGAAAUAAGCCUACAAACUGCUGAAGAAACUGUGGAAGAUCAUGUUAAAGAUGAAGACCUGGAUCCAGGCAGUGAGGAAUUGGCACAUGAUACACAGGAGGAAGAGGAGGAAGAAAGGGUAGGGGAUGAAAAUGGAGGAGAGGUUGUAGAAGAGAAAGAUAAAAUGGAAAAGGAUAUUCCUGCUAAUGCUGAUAACGACAGUGAAGAGAGUGAAACAAAAUCGAUCAUUUCAGCUGCGAAAAAAAGUGCAUUGCAAACGAUACUGCAAGUUCUCGUCAAGAGGUUGCCAGAGAUGUCAGACCCACCUGUCAUUGGAGGUAUUAAGGAAGAAAAUGGAGAGGAGUUCAGUGAGCAUGUCUUACUAAGUAAUGAUAGUGAAGAAGAUGAACAGAGAGAAAUCAAAACUGAAGCUGUGAAUUCUUCACCAUCAGCUCCCCCAUCGUUAGAUAUCAAACCUGCUGACAAAGACAACUUGCAGGGACCAGAAGUCGGAGAGUUGGACGCAGGGCAUUGUGGAGAGAAGGAAGAAGAAUGGAGGAAAAGAGCAGUGGGGCUUGCAAUGCAGAGAUCGCUGUCAGAAUGUUUUGAAGACUGCGACAGUGCAAAUAAUGACCAUCUUGACAUGCCAAAAUCUGAAGACAGCGGUCAAGCCAUUGCAAAUGAAAAUAUCAGCGAUGCAAACACAUCACUCAUAGGAGGUUUUAAAGAAGAAAGCGUGGAGGCGAUGAGUGUUGACCCAUCCAUUAUACCUGCGAGUGUGCUGGUUAAGUGCACAAGUGAGAACUCAGGACGUACAGAUGUCAUCAUCUCUGGCCAUAAUGCAGCACAAUUAGAAGAGCUGGAGCAAGUGGAAAGGUGUUGCCAAACAGUCCAAUUAUCAUAUGUGUUGGAGGGACCAUGCUCUGGGCCCUCCGCUGACUGUGAUCUGGAUGCGAUGGACCUUGAUCAGCUGAAGAAAAAGAAAAUAAAAAUGCAGUUGAAAGUCUUGAAGUUACAAGAAGAAUACUAUGCCCUGAAAAUUAGGAGAUAUAAACAAUGAAAUCAUUGCACUGUAACAUAUUUUAACAGCAAGCAAUUAUUAUUAUUGUCAACUUAAAAAAAUUCCCUGUGUCUGGCUCUACCACAGUGGCAGAGCAAUCUACUUACUAUAAACUGCUCAAGAUCAAAUUUUGGUGGUGAGUUUUAAAUAAAUUUGACAUGUUUUUAAAUGGUGCGUUUCUAGCAUGCAAUCCCAACACACCCUUCUCUGAAAUGUGCAUUCCUUCGCCUGAAUGAACACUAUUUCCCAGUAACUUUUUUACACUGCCAGGCCGGGUGUAACUCGCAAACAAUGCCUAAAAUUUAAUUUUAAAAAACAGGUUGAGAUAGCUGUGAACUUUACUUUAAAAGUAGCCCAUAUGGUAAUUUCCUGCAAUAAGAUAAUAAAAUGUUUUUACAUUAAUAAUUGGGAUACUCAGAAAUCGAUGUGAAUGCCACUACAUAUAUAUUUUGAUCUAUAUGCUGCACUACAUGACUUGGUGCGUCUUGUUAUACAAAUGAAUAUACCAAAUAAUGAAGUUGAUGCACUUCC
Molecule: messenger RNA, 2393 nt
Organism: Scomber scombrus (Atlantic mackerel)
Lineage: Eukaryota; Metazoa; Chordata; Actinopteri; Scombriformes; Scombridae
Product: cilia- and flagella-associated protein 251-like
Exons: 12
Coding region: 309-1862 (517 amino acids)
Biological process (GO): positive regulation of transcription by RNA polymerase II
Molecular function (GO): RNA polymerase II cis-regulatory region sequence-specific DNA binding; DNA-binding transcription activator activity, RNA polymerase II-specific
Source: RefSeq, a predicted model, not a curated record